Molecule: messenger RNA, 717 nt
Organism: Spirometra erinaceieuropaei
Lineage: Eukaryota; Metazoa; Platyhelminthes; Cestoda; Diphyllobothriidea; Diphyllobothriidae
Source: the annotation of a GenBank genome assembly
AUGCCACGUCCUAGACGCCUUGAUGUCGCAAAAAUCCGGCAAACCAGCACUGCCGAGGCCCUAAGCAGAGAAAUAUGGACCUGUUUUAUUACCCGAGCCGAUGGAGAAGUCAGUAAUCAGUGGUCGUCACUGAAGACCUCAGUCUAUGGGGUAGCUGAGAAAACCCUUCGAUACACCCAGCGACGCCGCAGUGACUGGAUCAGCGGAAGAACCCUGCAGUUUUCUGCUCAGACGGCUAGAGCUAGGUCCCGCAACGAUGAUUACUUUCGCCAACUUCGGAAGAUGACGGCAAAAUCGGCCAGGGAUGACCGGAAGCAAUAUUGGGUUGAAAUAGCGACCUCCAUGGAACAGGCCUCGAACGUUGGUGACAUUCGAAAGUUCUACCGUCUGAUCCGCCAAGUUAGUGGUAAGCCCUCUACACUGAGUGACUCUGUUCGUGACGUGAACGGCGGCUUUAUUGCUGACAACUCGGCCAAAGUCGAGCGCUGGCGUGAGCACUUUGAACACCAUCUCAACUUUGAUACUCAACCUACCUCGCCCUUGCUCUCCUCUGCAGCGGAGUUUUUUCCCUCUCCUACCUACGCAGUGCCAUGUGACUCCCCCUCUGAAGGAGAAGUCGCCGAUGCCAUACGAAAGUUGCGCAACAAUAAGGCACCCGGAGAGGACGGUAUACCCGCUGAAGUAUUCAAGUCUUGUGUCGACACUCUGGCGCCCUGA